GCCGAGCCCGGGGCGCUCACUGUUGUUUUGCUUUCAGUUAUGCCCUGUAUAACCUUUUGUUCAAGAACGCUGCUGCUGAAUGAGUAGCUAGAUACUCUUUUUUCCCCUAAAGUUGUGUGCAGGAGACCUCAACGUAAGAAGUUCUGGUUUGCAUACUUCAGAUUUUUCUAACAGCAUUAACGUGCAGUGAUAAAGGUGGGACAGGACCUUGACGUGUCUGUGCACAUUUAUUCAUGAGAGCCACGAAACAGUUUGAGGUUUGGUUCAGAUUGCCAAUGAAUUUACUUUCUGUGUAACUGUUGCAGGAGCUUAUAACCAGUUCUUGGUAUUUUGCUGGUUACAAAGACAUUGAGUAGUUAGCAGCUGCACAUUUCCUUAGCUGGUGCCCGCUGUUCACUUGUGUCUCAUUUCCAAUGUGGCACAUCCCUGGUUCGAUAGCUGGCCACUGCCAUAGGCAGAGGGAUCAACAGAGACUUUCCAGCAGGGCAGAAAGACCAAGGCAGGUGUGAGGUACAGCUGUGCACCUACAGCACAGCAACAGCAUCUUCCAAUGUGAAGGCCUGGGAAGGGAGCAGAAGUCCAGACAAGGAAAUAGGAGAUGUUUUUUUCUCUCCAAAGCAUACGGAAGGCAUUGGAUAAUAAUUUACAAAUCACAUGUGCAAAGGAGAGCUAGGUAGAUGUUGUGGUUUUAUUUUUCUGCUUGGACUUAGGAACUCUGAGUGAAUUCCUUUCUGCUGAUGAGCUUAUAAUGUUGAAAUUAAAUGGAGUUCAAUUUCAAAAAGGUUCUGGAACAUGAACUGAGAGUGACCUGUCUGUGCUGUUCACAUGCAAACAGCAAUCCCAAGAGGAUGGUUUCCUUCACUAGGGAAUGUACUUGAACACAGUAAGACUGUACAAUAAAAAAUAAAUGAAGCAACAUUCAAAGGAGAAACCUAAGAUGAAUCUUUUUUGUUUGUUUGUUGUUUGGGGUGUUUUUUCCCCAUUUCUGCAGUGAUUCUAAGAAAAGUUUUUGGAUGUCCUGUUCAUUUUCUUUUCUAAAAGUCUUCUUACUUACAGUCUUCUACAGUGUUACCGAAUUUCUCAGUUGAUCUGCAUAACUGGAUUUUGUAGACAUGAUGUGCCACCUCCAGUUUUAAAAUAACUGAUUGUUUUAGAACAUACUUUAUAUGCAUUUUCAGGAAGGAGAAGAUGCAGCAUAUGCAGAUAUUAUUCCCAGUUGAAUUACUGUGUCAGAGAACUAAAUGAAGUAUAACUGAAAUUGUCUCCUAUUACUAAGGUAUUGCUGAAAUCCUAAUGAACCGACCCCACGCGAGAAAUUCACUGGGAAAAGUAUUUGUAAAUGAACUGUUCAGUGUCCUGGAACAGCUCCGCUUCGACGAGCAGGUGCGAGUGGUGGUGUUCAAGAGCCAGGUGAAAGGAGUGUUUUGUGCAGGAGCAGAUUUAAAGGAACGUGCAAAGAUGGAUGAUGCAGAAGUUGGAGAAUUUGUUAGAAGACUGAGAAAUCUUAUGGAUGAAAUAGCUGCCCUGCCUGUGCCCACAAUCGCUGCAAUCGAUGGCUACGCCUUGGGUGGUGGAUUGGAGCUGGCCCUGGCCUGUGACCUCAGAGUGGCAGCUUCAUCAGCUAAAAUGGGCCUUAUUGAGACCACACGAGGACUUCUGCCUGGAGCAGGUGGAACCCAGCGCCUGCCCAGAUGUGUUGGAAUAGGUCUUGCAAAGGAACUCAUUUUCACUGGCAGACAGGUUGAUGGAGAACAGGCAGCCUCCAUGGGGCUGGUAAAUCAUUCAGUGCCACAGAACAGCGAGGGAGAUGCAGCUUACCAGAGAGCUUUAACUUUGGCUAAAGAAAUCCUGCCCCAGGCACCAUUUGCUGUGAAAAUGGGAAAACUGGCAAUAAACAAAGGAAUAGAGGUUGACAUUGCAUCAGGGAUGGCUAUUGAGGGGAUGUGUUAUGCCCAGAAUAUUCCCACCAGAGACCGUCAGGAAGGGAUGGCUGCCUUCAGGGAGAAGCGACCCCCUCAGUUCACCGGCAAAUAACACUUUCUGCUUCCCCUUGAGUCUCUGGAGAUAAAGCAGGACUGAGGAGGAUCCACUGAUUUCUUAUGAUUAUUUUUAUGACACCAUUCUGUGCACUUAACUCCUUGCCUAGGACUGCAUUUCUAACUACUCCACAGGAUUGUUUUUCUGUACAAAUCUCCAAAUAAAGAUUUAACUUUGUACACCUGAUCUUUAAA
Molecule: messenger RNA, 2231 nt
Organism: Cyanistes caeruleus (blue tit)
Lineage: Eukaryota; Metazoa; Chordata; Aves; Passeriformes; Paridae
Source: RefSeq, a predicted model, not a curated record